Messenger RNA from Nerophis ophidion (straightnose pipefish), 4021 nucleotides. It is a transcript of the gene oca2, whose product is annotated as oculocutaneous albinism II. The transcript is spliced from 24 exons. Lineage: Eukaryota; Metazoa; Chordata; Actinopteri; Syngnathiformes; Syngnathidae. Gene Ontology annotation, cellular component: melanosome membrane. Bases 324 to 2846 code for a protein of 840 amino acids. The record is from RefSeq and is a predicted model, not a curated record. Gene Ontology annotation, biological process: transmembrane transport; melanocyte differentiation; melanin biosynthetic process.
GUGUGUGUGUGUGUGUGUGUGUGUGUGUGUUGGAAUGAGAAAGUCUUGAGUUAAGCUGCUAUUAGUAAAUGUGCCCCUCCUCCUCUCCUCCUCCUCAGUGAGUAGUUGUACAUGAGAGCUGAGGAACAUCUGCCUCCUUUGCUGUGAGCACACAGAGGACAUCAACCUCAUCCUCCUUUUUCUUCUUCUUCUCCUCCAUCUUCCUCACUUCACAAGGAGGCGGCAAACUAUCACAAGCAAACUUUUCAGUUCUUUUUCUGUCACCUUUGGACCAUCACCUUCACCCCAUCUUUUUCAACUUCACCAUCUUGGUAAGAGUCAACAUGUUCCUGGAGAACAAAAGCAACCUGGACUUGGAGAUGUCGCCUCCCUCCGGGCCGGUCCACCAGGGCCGCAACAGCCUGAGGUCCACCGAGGGCGUCGCCGAGAACUUCGGCGAGCUGCGUCUGCUGCGAGGCAUCUCGGAGAGGAUGGAGACGCAAAAGCUGCAGCAGUCUGGCCAGUGCGUCAUCCACGCUGAGGGCUACCUUCCUGUUCGCCAAGAAGACGGGCACAAUUACAGCGUGGUCAACAUUCUGACGGGGAAAACAAAUUCAGCCAACAUCUCGGAGAGGACGCCCCUGCUCAGGUUCCCAAAAGACGACAGCAUGAGCUACUUGACGGUGCACAACCCCAGCUUCUACGGUGGGGGGGAGCCCUGGGACAGCAGCGCCAUGGACCUGGAGAGGCGGUACCGGCUGGGUAGCGAGGUCACCAGCCUGUCGCUGCUGCGCUCCAACUCGUCGGACAAGAGCGACGUUCUGGAAAACCUCAGCUUCAGCUUCAGGCUCACCAACAGCAUCAAAUGCUGCCUUAAAGUCUCCAAAGUGGCCAUAAUCUUCACUAUUGUGGUCCUGUGCAGUCUGUUCUUCAGCAUGUAUCCAGAUCGAGACAACCCUCAUAGGAUGCUGGCCGUGUCUUCCACCGACAGCUUCUCGAUGAACCUGACAGAUUUCCGGGACAACGCUCUGCUGAAGCUGCAAGUGGGAGGCCCUUUCGCCGGAGGGAUGGUGGACCUCGCCAACCAGGAGUACGUCCUGGUCCAGGUGGAGCAGACCGAUCCGCCCGGCCAGCGGAGGAGGAGGACUCAGCAGGUGGCUUACAACUGGACCAUUCCUCUGAACAGUGAGCAGAGUGACCAGGUGUUGCUGACCAGAACCUUUGAGAUGCUCAGCAGCGACCCCAUCGUCAUCACCAUCCAGGCCUUCUUGAUGGACAGCGAGGUGGUGCCGCUUUCCAUGAACUACCAGUCCCUGUAUGUCAACGUGGAGACUCAGGUGGCCAUCGCUGGAAUCAUCCUAACCGGCGUCUAUAUUCUCAUUAUAUUUGAGAUCGUCCAUCGCACUCUGGCGGCCAUGUUGGGAUCAUUGGCCGCCUUGGCAGCUCUGGCCAUCAUUGGCGACAGACCUAGUCUGGUCACGGUGGUGGAAUGGAUCGACUACGAGACUCUGGCUCUCCUCUUCGGCAUGAUGGUGCUGGUGGCCAUUUUUUCAGAGACGGGCUUCUUUGAUUACUGCGCCAUGAAGGCUUACCGCCUCUCCAAAGGCCGUGUGUGGCCCAUGAUCAUCAUCCUCUGCCUUAUCGCCGCCAUCCUCUCAGCCUUCCUGGACAAUGUGACCACCAUGAUGCUUUUCACACCUGUAACCAUCAGGUUAUGCGAGGUGCUCAAUCUGGACCCCAGACAUGUCCUGAUUGCAGAAGUAAUCUUCACCAACAUCGGCGGCGCCGCAACAGCUGUCGGCGACCCACCAAAUGUGAUUAUCGUGUCAAAUCAGGACCUGCGCAGAGAAGGGAUUGACUUUGCCAGCUUCACCGGUUACAUGUUCCUGGGGAUAAUCCUGGUCCUCUUCUGCUCCUUCCCCAUCCUGCGGAUGCUCUACUGGAACAAGAAGCUGUACAACAAAGAGUCCAUUGAGAUAGUCGAACUCAAGCACGAGAUCCUAGUUUGGAGACAGACGGCGCAGCGCAUCAACCCUGCGAGUCGGGAGGAGACGGCUGUCAAAUGCCUCCUGAUGCAGAAAGUCCUCAACCUGGAGAGUCUGCUUCGCAAGAUGAUGAAAACCUUCCAGAGACAAAUUUCCCAAGAGGACAAGAACUGGGAGCAAAACAUUCAAGAGUUGCAAAAGAAGCACAGAAUAACUGACAAAGUGCUCUUGGUGAAGUGCCUGUCCGUCCUCGGCGUGGUCAUUCUCAUGUUCUUUGUCAACUCCUUCGUUCCCAGCAUUCAUCUGGAACUGGGUUGGAUCGCCAUCCUGGGCUCCCUGUGGCUUCUGGUUCUGGCCGACAUCCAGGACUUUGAGAUGAUAUUGCACCGCGUGGAGUGGGCCACACUGCUCUUUUUCGCCGCCCUCUUCGUCUUGAUGGAGGCUCUGGCCCAGCUGCAACUCAUCGACUACAUCGGCGAGCAGACGGCCUCGCUUAUCAAAGCUGUGCCAGAGGACCAGCGCCUGGCCAUCGCCAUUAUCUUGGUGAUGUGGGUCUCGGCUCUGGCUUCGUCUCUCAUUGACAACAUCCCCUUCACUGCCACCAUGAUCCCUGUCCUCAUCAACUUGAGCCGGGAUGCAGACGUGAACCUGCCAAUAAAACCUCUCAUCUUUGCCUUGGCCAUGGGAGCCUGUCUUGGGGGAAACGGCACAUUAAUCGGCGCGUCUGCCAACGUGGUGUGUGCAGGCAUAGCCGAGCAGCACGGCUACGGCUUCUCCUUUAUGGAGUUCUUCAAGUUGGGUUUCCCCAUGAUGGUGACCACCUGCAUGAUGGCCAUGUGUUACCUGCUGGCUACUCACAUAGGACUGGGAUGGAACAUGUGAUCACUGGGAUGGAACAUGGAACAUGGAACAUGGAACAUGGAACAACGGCUUUAUCAUUGCUAAAAGACACAAACAGAACUUUUCCAGUGUUGGCCAGAAAGUCCAGGAGAAGAAAACUCUGCUUCUCCAGUAGACAUCUCUUUCAUCUUCACGGUGAGAGCACUCGUGCACACACCAGGCCACUUUUUUGCUGCACUGAGAACUCUGACACAUGCAGGCCCCGCCCACUUUAGGGUGGUUCCAGGCCCUGUCAUUGGUUCUUUUGCGUCACGUGACGGUAGAAAGCCUUAUUAGCGAAGAAUAUCUUAGAUUAGAUUAACACUUGUCAGUGAAGCUGGCAGGGAGCGUCAACAAAGUGACACACACACGCAAACACACGCACACACACACACACACACACACACACUCUUGUAUUUAUUACCUUCUUGAGACCUGCGAAGAAUGCUUUCUAGAUAUAUAAAGAUUUGUAUUUACAACAUUAAUAAUAUAUACAUACUAUGCAAAUACAAAAAGGCUGGUUGUGAAAAAUGAGUUGGAAUUUCACAAGAAAAAAGGUCACACUUUCACAAGACAAACGUAGAAAAACUUUGAAUUUUAGCAGUUUUAUAAUUAAAGUCGUAAUUUUACUCACCGCAAGUCAACAUUUUACAAUAAAAACUAAACAUUUGUGCAAUAUUAUGAUAAAAGUUUGAAUUUUACUAAAUACCAGUCGCACUCUUACAAGAAAAGCUUAACAUUUUGGCAAAUUUAUGAAAAGUCGUAAUUUGACUCGACAGCAGUCACAAUACUUCGAAGACCUCCUCAAUCCCACCAACAUGUCUUCUUAUGAGGAAGCAGUGCCUGGGGAAUCUGUGGUGGACUCUCCUAUUUCUGGGGCUGAGGUUGCCGAGGUAGUCAAAAAGCUCCUCGGUGUUAAGGUAGAUGAGAUCCGCCUGGAGUUCCUUAAGGCUCUGGAUGCUGUGGGGCUGUCUUGAUGACAAGACUCUGCAGCAUCGCGUGGAGAUCGGGGGUUGGUACCUCUGGAUUGGCAGACCGGGGUGGUGGUUCCUCUUUUUAAGAAAGGAAACCGGAGGGUGUGUUCCAACUAUCGUGGGAUCACACUCCUCAGCCUUCCCGGUAAGGUUUAUUCAGGUGUACUGGAGAGGAGGCUACGGCGGAUAGUCAAACCUCGGAUU